This is a messenger RNA of Oncorhynchus gorbuscha (pink salmon), 626 nucleotides long. RefSeq lists its product as uncharacterized. Gene Ontology annotation, cellular component: transcription factor TFIIIC complex. The record is from RefSeq and is a predicted model, not a curated record. The transcript is spliced from 5 exons. Gene Ontology annotation, biological process: transcription by RNA polymerase III. Lineage: Eukaryota; Metazoa; Chordata; Actinopteri; Salmoniformes; Salmonidae. The annotation marks the transcript as partial.
AAGCUACUAUGAGAGUAGUGACCUGCCAUCAGCCAUGGGGUGAUGGAGGAGGCCAGGAGACACCCAGGCAGACAGACGAGAGCAUCAACAUGGCUGCUGAGCUCUACAUAGCCAACCACCAACACGACAAGGCCCUUCAGGUUCUAGUCCAGUUCUGUGGGAUCGUCCUGGAAAGAGGAGAACCUAAGCCAGACCUUGCAGAGGAGCAGGAGAAGAUGGAAGCAGAGGAGAAGAUGGAAGAGGAGGAGAACCCAGAGGAGGAGAACCCAGAGGAAGAGCAGAAGAAGAUGGAAUCAGAGGGGGACCCAGAGAAAGAACAGGAGAUGAAAACAGCAACAACAGAGGAGACUGGGGAGGUUAGAGAGGUGGUAGUUCCAGACCAUGUACCAGUGGACAUCAGAGUGAAACUCAUGGUCUGUCUGAUCCACCAGCAUGUUUACAGACCUCUGGAUUCCAUGUUGACGUCUCUGAUGGAGCAGAGCCCAGAGGAGCUGGGAUCUAACGGCAUCAUCUCGUACCUUCGUUAUAACGGCAUCAUCCUACCUCGUUAUAACGACAUCAUCCUACCUCGUUAUAACGACAUCAUCGUACCUCGUUAUAACGGCAUCAUCGCUACCUCGUUAUAA